AUGUCCCAUCUUCUUGGGUCACCUUGUGCUUGCUUGUUCCUGCCAGAAAAUGCGAGCAACCGUUGGCCAAGUCGUCGUACCGGUUUGCUCCCGUUGUCGUACUUACCACGAACCACACACCGGCACAAAGCCCCAGUAACGGUCACCGAGUCGGCUACAAAUAGCGAGUUACUUUCGGCCCUCUUCCUACACCAUUUUCCCCCUCCAACGAACUCACUCAUCACCCCCGCCACGUACGAGUCGUCACCCUUUGCCUUUUUUUCAUCUCGAUCCCCACCUUCCUUGCCAAACAUGGCCGAGUACCUCCUCUCCAAGCUCGGCUUCGACCUGAAGAAUCAAGCAGAUAACCACGACCCUGGCAACAACGACGACCGCCCCCCUCCCCUCCCGCAACUCCACAUCUCCACCGAGGACCACUUCCCCCCUUCCACGCAAGGGACCUACCCCCGUUUGUGCCAGCUAUCCGACGGCUCCCUCCUCAAGAGCUACACCACCUUUGGGCCUGACGGGGAGAGAGUCCUGGUUGUAUCACGCAGCGUUGACCAAGCUCGUUCGUUCGAAGUCGUGGGGGAAAUCACCCGCUCCCACGGUGACUGCGACAACUGUUUUCUUGCUGAGCUGGAGCCGGGGGUUGUGUUGGCUGCUUUUAGGAACCAUGAUUUGAGCGGUGAAGAUGGUAAUAAGCCGACCUGGUUCCGGAUUACGGUUUGUCGAUCUCGGGAUGGGGGGAGGAUUUGGGAGUAUUUGAGCCAGGCGGUGGAGAAGGGGGGCUCGGAUGGGGUGUGGGAGCCGUUUGUAAGGAUUCCUGUGGGGAGGCGAGAGGAGGUGCAGUUGUAUUAUUCGGCCGAGGCGGAGCAGGGGCAGAGGCAGGACACGAUGGUGGUUGUUAGUGGGGAUGGGGGGGAGACGUGGUCGGAGCCGAGGAGGAUUACGGGGGAGGAGGGGUUGAGAGAUGGGAUGGUGGGAAUUGCCGGUAUGAAGGAUGCAGUUUCUGGCAAAGAGGCGCUGGUGAUGGUGUUGGAGACCACAAGGUGUGGGCCUGGGAGGUUUAGCAUUGAGGCGGUGGUUUCGUACGACGAGGGACUGAGCUGGGCGUCAAGGCAAGAGGUGUACAAGCCAUCUGGAGAGGGCAAAAAUGCCGGGGCACCGCAGAUUGGGACUCUGGCUGGUGGGGAGGGAGUGGCGGUGGUAUUUAUGACAGAUGAGGAUGGGAACGAAGGGGUAUGGCCUUCUGGGGCCAAGAUCAAGACUGUUUUAGGGGUUGGGUUGGGGAAUGGAGUGAUCAACUGGAGUCGGGAGGCUGAUACUGUUUUCGAGGAGGGGAGUUCAUGGCCAGGGAUUCUGGGAGUCGGUCACGGGGAGGCGCUGGUGGUCUGCGCGACGAGGAGCAGAAUUGGGGGUAGGCUGUUGAGCUUGGAUCUCUGA
Podospora anserina S mat+ is the source of this 1425-nucleotide messenger RNA. RefSeq lists its product as uncharacterized. The transcript has a single exon. Bases 1 to 1425 code for a protein of 474 amino acids. NCBI's taxonomy places the organism in Eukaryota, Fungi, Ascomycota, Sordariomycetes, Sordariales, Podosporaceae. The record is from RefSeq and is a predicted model, not a curated record.